This is a messenger RNA of Pseudomyrmex gracilis, 1080 nucleotides long. RefSeq names its product histone chaperone asf1 (gene asf1). The record is from RefSeq and is a predicted model, not a curated record. Gene Ontology annotation, biological process: DNA replication-dependent chromatin assembly. NCBI's taxonomy places the organism in Eukaryota, Metazoa, Arthropoda, Insecta, Hymenoptera, Formicidae. Gene Ontology annotation, molecular function: histone binding. Gene Ontology annotation, cellular component: nucleus. The transcript has 3 exons. The coding region runs from base 258 to 857 and encodes 199 amino acids.
CGGGUUUUAACGACUGCAUGAAUAUCACCGGAAACGCACUUCGGUUGGUUUGCCGCCAAAUUAUCCUGCGCGUGUUGCGAUGAAGUUGUUUAUCCAUCGGUUCGCAGGUUUGCUCGCGGUCAAUGUCGAUAACAGCGUAAAUUGUCACGGUUCAUGUUUGCGUAUCGCAUGUUAAAAGUGCUCAGAAUUGUUGCCGUGUGUCUGUCGAAAACGUAUUAGUCGCCCAAAAGUCCUUUGUAUUCGUUCGAUAAUAUAUCAUGGCCAAAGUUCAGUUGGUGAACGUCGCCGUUCUCGACAAUCCCUCGCCGUUUUUGAACCCGUUCCAAUUCGAAGUUACAUUCGAAUGCAUCGAGGAGCUGAAAGAAGAUUUGGAAUGGAAGAUGAUAUAUGUUGGCAGUGCAGAAUCAGAAGAAUUCGAUCAAGUUCUAGAUACCAUUUAUGUUGGUCCAAUACCAGAAGGAAGACAUAUGUUUGUAUUUCAGGCUGAUCCACCUGACGUCAGUAGGAUUCCAGUUAACGACGCUCUUGGCGUAACAGUGGUGUUGCUGACUUGUUCCUACAGGGGUCAUGAAUUUGUACGUGUGGGUUACUUUAUAAAUAAUGAGUAUACAGAUCCAGAACUUCGAGAGAAUCCACCUCCACAGCCGCAAUUUGAAAAAGUUCAGAGGAAUAUACUAGGGGAUAAACCACGUGUCACUAGAUUUAAAAUCAAUUGGGAUGACUGUCCAACUGGAACAACAAACAAUCUUCCCGACGGUAUGGAAGCACCAUCGUUGGAAGAUACUUCACAAGAUGCACCUACAUCCACCUUAGGCUUUACAGAGAAUACACAAAAUAGUGGAAUGGAAGUUAUGUAAAACAAUUUGCAGCUAACGACAUAUGACCUAGGGGAGCCUGUGCUAUACAGUAAUUUAAAUGAUAAAGUAGUACCUGGGAAGAAGAUGGGAGCGUAUACUUCGUAAAUAUAUUUCGAUAAUCUGAGAAACAGAAUCGCGCAAAAGCACACUAUCUUCCAUAUAAUUAUCAAUAUUCUCCUUCAAAAAGAAGUUUAUACAUCUUAAAAACAAAAAAAAAAAAAAA